Messenger RNA from Erigeron canadensis, 2466 nucleotides. RefSeq lists its product as uncharacterized. Bases 1 to 2352 code for a protein of 783 amino acids. The record is from RefSeq and is a predicted model, not a curated record. NCBI's taxonomy places the organism in Eukaryota, Viridiplantae, Streptophyta, Magnoliopsida, Asterales, Asteraceae. The transcript is spliced from 8 exons.
AUGGAUACUUCAGGCCCUUCCAGCAGCAACGCCGUGAUUGAAGAAGUAUCGGAGAAGCUUAAAAAUACCUACGAUAAUUCGCUAACGCCUAUGGUUGUGGGGGCUGGAGCUAACACAACGAACAUCAGCAUCCCAGAAAAAGAAAUAGGAGGAGGUUCACACCAAUUUACCCCAGACACUAGUCAGGUGCCUACAUAUAAUGGAACAGGAGUUUCACAACAGUAUAACCCACACCCUAGUCACUUUGUGUCUAUUAAGCUCUCCAGUCAAACCAACUAUAAGCUCUGGAAAAAACAAAUGAUGUGCCUCUUGGAGUACCAUGAUAUGCUUAGUUACGUUCAUCACGGAACGAUAAACCCCAUGGAUCAAUGGAAUAAGUCCAAGGAUACACUUGUGAAAGGAUGGAUCUUUGGAACAUUAAGUGAAGAUGUGCUCACCACUGUUUUAGACCUCGACAAUGCCUAUACAGUAUGGGAGAAGCUUAAGUUAAUCUACGAUAAUUCGCUAAUGCCAACGGUUGUGGCGGCUGGAGUUUUCACAACUAACAUCAGCAUCCCAGUAGAUCCAACAGAAAUAGCUUUGGCAGAGUACAUACCAUUAAAUAGAGCUAUUCUAAGCGGUGACUGGAAAAAUGCCCAAGAGUUUUUCGAAAAGGAGCCAGCUUCAUUGACGGCCAAAAUCACUAGGGAAGGUGAUAGCCCACUUCAAAUUGCAGUCGUUACAUGUCAUGAUAACCCGGGUUUUGUUGAAAAUCUCGUUAAGCUUAUAGACGCGGAAUCACUUCGAAGUGACAUGUGUUAUAAUGAAGGCACAGUCCUGAAUGUACUGCACCGUGCUGCAAUAGUUGGCAACACGGAGGCUGCAAAGAUACUCGUGGAGAAAAACCCGUCUUUGUUAUUUAUUGUUGACGGACAGGGUUACUUACCUAUCGCUAGAGCUAUUUACAGUUAUAAAACCUCAACUUCCCUCUACUUGUUUGAGGCUUGCAAAAUACAUAAAUAUAUCGCCAAAAGUAAUGGUUAUAUUAAUCCUUUUGAGGGGGUACACGGUUUAAUGAUUCUCAGUGGAGUGAUUGCUCUGGGACUUCUUGAUAUUGCUUUGGAGUUGAUCAAGGAUUACCCUGACUUGGCAAAAACAAAGGACUUCACUUCAUUAUAUUCUCCAUUGAAUUGUAUAGUGAAUAAACGAGAUGGGUAUUAUAGUGCAACGAGAUACAACUUCUACCAAAGAUUUGUUUACUCUUCUUGUGUAGUCAUGCGGAGGAUUUAUGUCUAUAUCUGGAAAGCUGCAUUAUCACAUGUGCCACAUAUCAAGUGCCUUCUAGAAGAUAAACUGAAACACCAAAAGUGUAUGAAGAUACUAGAGCGUCUAUGUGAUAAUGUUAGUGAAAUAAAGAAUGCGGCGGAUAUUCUUUAUCACAUUGGUUUGCCAUUUAAUACAGCUGUAGCAAACGAUAUUCCUGAGGCCGUUGCAACAAUCGUUAGAUUUUUCCCACAGGCACUUUGGACUUGUCAUACUAACGGUUUCUAUAUACAAUAUGUAGUAAGAUACCGUUGUGAAAAGGUUUUGAACUAUUUGGAAGAUCGGGUUAAUGGAAGCAUAAAUCUACUUCGGGCAGCCAUUGACUCGAAUGGUAAUAAUAUCUUGCACUUGGCUGGAGAAUUAGCACCUAUAGAUAAACUCAACAUGGUUUCUGGUGCUGCUUUGCAAAUGCAAAGGGAGGUACAAUGGUUUAAGAAAAUAGAGAAAUUUGUGCUUCCUAUAGCCAAGGAAACCCCGAACAAAAAUCUAGACACCCCAAUUGAGGUUUUUCGGAAAGAGCACAUGACACUAAAAAAAGAAGGUGAAGAGUGGUUGAAAAAGACAGCAGAUUCGUACACAAUCACGGCCGCCCUCAUUAUUACUAUAGUUUUUGCAGCAGCCAUUACUGUACCAGGUGGAAACGAUGACAAAACUGGGAAACCGAAUUUUGAAACAAAUGUCGGUUUCCUCAUAUUUGCUUUCUCAGAUGCAAUAUCAUUGUUCACAUCUACUACAUCGUUGUUGUUGUUUCUAUCAAUUCUCACAGCACGUUAUCAUGAGGAUGACUUCCUCAACAAUUUACCUAAGCGAUUAAUAUUUGGCCUCAUGAUGCUAUUCUUUUCAGUGACAUCCAUGAUGGUAGCAUUUAGUGCUACACUAUAUAUUAUGUUUGGACAGGGAAACACAUGGAUCCUAAUUCCGAUAGCCGCAUUAACAUGUCUGCCAAUUGCUACAUAUGUGAUAUUACAGUUUCCGUUGCUUGUUGAGCUCACCUCUUCAACAUAUGGUCGCGGAAUCUAUAGGAAAUCAGGUUACAGUAAAAACAAAUAGCAUCAUCUGGCUAGCGGCCAUGUCUGGAUUCUAAUUACUUCAGUUGUAACUUGUAAGAAAAUAACUUUUGUAAUUUGAUAACGGGGUGCAUUAAUUAUUUAUGUGACAAAUAAA